AUGUCUGACCGGCAUUUCUUUGACAACGCUGCAGAAUUGGUUGCUUAUGCCCUCGACUCUCAGCCUCUGACCAACCCGUCUCUCAAAGUCGACCACGUCAACAAAAUUGUGUAUCGAAAGAACGCCAAUGCAGAUCACAUCGCCGUCAUCUCAGGAGGUGGCUCAGGCCAUGAACCUGCAUUCACAGGCCUUGUUGGCCAGGGCUUCCUGACGGCAUCGGUGGCUGGGACCAUCUUUGCGUCCCCAUCAACGGAACAGAUCCUUCAUGCGAUCGUCAAAUGCAGCGAAAGGUCGAAAGGUGUGCUAGCCAUUGUGAUGAACUACACCGGAGACGUGCUCAACUUUGGUGUUGCUGUCGAAAAGGCACGGACUAUGGGCAUCGAGGUAGACAUGGUAGCUGUCGGAGACGAUGUUGGCGUCGGCCGAUCGAAAGGAGGCAAGGUCGGGCGGCGAGGCAUCGCAGGAACCGUGCUGGUUCAAAAGAUUGCCUGCGCUCUCGCUGCCCAAGGAAGAAGCCUUCAAGACAUAGCAGCUGAAGCUAGGCUAGCCGCUGCAAACACUGCUAGUAUCGGAGUCAGUCUUGCUCACGUUCACGUCCCUGGACGAUCCGACACUUCAGGCAACCCGACCGAGGUCAGCAAGGGAGGCGCAGAACUUGGAAUGGGAAUUCACAAUGAAACCGGAUCGAGUUUUGAGAAAGCUGAUAUUGUAGGGCUUGUGGAAAAGAUGCUCAAACAGCUGCUUGACAUUGAUGAUAAGGAUCGAGCAUUCCUACAAGUGAACUCCCCGAUCGUGCUGAUGGUCAAUAAUCUAGGUGGUGUAAGCGUGCUUGAACUUGACGCCAUCACCACGGUCGUGGGCCGACACUUGGCGUCUGACUACAAUAUCUGCCCAGUUCGUGUCCUUUCUGGCACCUAUAUGACGAGCCUCAACGGCAUAGGCUUCUCGAUCACGCUCCUGAACCUUGCAGCCAGUAGCAGCCAUGAUUUAUUGGAGCUGCUCGACGCACCAGCUCAGGCAGUUGGCUGGAGUGCUCCAAUCAGUCCUAAAGCAUGGCGUGCGGCUGAUGUUAAUGCCUCACAUAAUCACAUGAUGGACGUGGAGAAGCCUAAGAUGAGACCAUUGAUACAAAUUGAGAAUGCUGCUGAUGUUGGGACAUAUGACGCCGUAUUGGCUACAGAUGCGCUUCUGAGUGGCUUGAGAAGGCUUAUUAAAGCAGAGACAGAAAUCACCCGCUAUGAUACAAUUGUAGGCGAUGGUGAUUGUGGAAUAGGUCUGAAGAGAGGCGCCGAAGCUGUCUUGCACCACGUCCUGGACCAACCUCUCGUUGGGAGCGCGGUUCUGGACUUGACUAGCAUACUCCCCAAGAUCGAAAAUUCGAUGGAUGGAACUUCUGGGGCUCUCUACGCGAUCUUCCUCAACGCCCUUCUACACGCCUUCCAGACCAGGGGCCCAGCAGUGGCGACACCUGAGGCUUGGGCUCUGGUGCUUGAGCAGAGUAGCAGCAUAUUGGCUCGAUAUACGCCAGCACGUGUCGGCGACCGCACGGUAAUUGAUGCUCUUGAUCCUUUUAUUCAACAACUUGGCCAAACGAAGAACUUAACCCGAGCGGCACAGGCUGCAAGACAUGGGGCAGAGUCGACUGUCGGUAUGCAAGCUAGCUUGGGACGCAGUGUAUACGUUGGUGGUUCUGGGUUCCAGCAGGUGCCGGAUCCAGGGGCUUGGGGCCUGAGUGAGUUUCUUGCUGGGCUUGCAGGUUUAGAUACAGACUAA
Molecule: messenger RNA, 1773 nt
Organism: Fusarium subglutinans
Lineage: Eukaryota; Fungi; Ascomycota; Sordariomycetes; Hypocreales; Nectriaceae
Product: dihydroxyacetone kinase
Exons: 2
Coding region: 1-1773 (590 amino acids)
Biological process (GO): glycerol catabolic process
Cellular component (GO): cytosol
Molecular function (GO): glycerone kinase activity; ATP binding
Source: RefSeq, a predicted model, not a curated record